AACGGAACGCGGCCGCAGCCUGCCUGGUUCCUGUCUCCGUCAUAUAGCGGGGCUCCCUGUCGGACGCAGCGCCUUCCCAGCCGCCGCAGCACACUUUGAAACAAAGUUACUCCGCGCAGCAGACACGCGGGAGAGAACAAACAUGCCUGCGGUUUCUAAAGGGGACGGGAUGCGUGGCCUGGCCGUGUUCAUCUCUGACAUCAGGAACUGUAAAAGUAAAGAGGCCGAGGUUAAGAGGAUAAACAAAGAACUGGCCAAUAUCCGCUCCAAAUUUAAAGGAGACAAGGCUCUAGACGGCUACAGUAAAAAAAAGUAUGUCUGCAAGCUGCUCUUUAUCUUCCUACUGGGCCAUGACAUCGACUUCGGACACAUGGAGGCCGUCAACCUCCUCAGCUCCAACAAGUACACAGAGAAACAAAUUGGUUACCUGUUCAUCUCUGUGCUGGUGAACUCAAACAGCGACCUGAUCCGUCUGAUCAACAACGGCAUCAAGAAUGACCUCACCAGCCGCAACCCGACCUUCAUGAACCUGGCCCUGCACUGCGUUGCCAAUGUGGGCAGCAGAGAAAUGGCCGAGGCUUUUGCGUCUCAAAUCCCCAGCAUCUUGGUGGCAGGGGACACGAUGGACAGCGUAAAGCAGAGUGCGGCGCUGUGUCUGCUACGUCUCAACAGGACGUCCCCUGACCUCGUCCCCAUGGGUGAAUGGACGGCUCGAGUGGUCCAUCUACUCAAUGAUCAGCACCUGGGAGUGGUGACCGCGGCCGCCAGCCUCAUUACCACUCUAGCCCAGAAGAGUCCCGAGGACUUCAAAACCUCCAUCUCACUGGCGGUGGCCAGGCUCAGCAGGAUCGUGACCUCGGCGUCCAUCGACCUCCAGGACUACACGUACUACUUUGUUGCCGCGCCGUGGUUGUCCGUCAAGUUGCUGCGCCUGCUGCAGUGCUACACUCCACCUGAGGAUGCGGCGCUGCGGAGCCGUCUGACGGAGUGUCUGGAGACCAUCCUCAACAAAGCCCAGGAGCCGCCCAAGUCCAAGAAGGUCCAGCACUCUAACGCGAAGAACGCCGUUCUGUUUGAAGCCAUCGCCCUCAUCAUCCACCACGACAGCGAGCCCACCUUGCUGGUACGAGCCUGCAACCAGCUGGGCCAGUUCCUGCAGCACAGGGAGACCAAUCUCCGUUACUUGGCUUUGGAGAGCAUGUGCACGCUGGCCAGCUCCGAGUUCUCCCACGAGGCGGUGAAGACGCACAUCGACACCGUGAUCAACGCUCUGAAGACGGAGCGAGACGUGAGCGUUCGCCAGCGCGCUGUGGACCUGCUCUAUGCCAUGUGCGACCGCAGCAACUCCAAACAGAUCGUGUCGGAGAUGCUGAGCUACCUGGAGCACGCCGACUACUCGAUCCGAGAGGAGAUAGUGCUUAAGGUGGCCAUCCUGGCAGAGAAGUACGCCGUGGACUACACCUGGUACGUGGACACCAUUCUCAAUCUCAUCCGCAUGGCCGGCGACCACGUCAGCGAGGAGGUGUGGUACCGCGUCAUCCAGAUUGUCAUAAACCGAGACGAAGUCCAGGGCUACGCGGCCAAGACCGUCUUUGAGGCGCUGCAGGCUCCCGCCUGCCACGAGAACCUGGUCAAGGUGGGAGGAUACAUCCUGGGAGAGUUCGGCAACCUCAUUGCGGGUGACUCGCGCUCCAGCCCUCUGGUCCAGUUCAACCUCCUCCACUCCAAGUUCCACCUGUGCUCCGUGCCGACUCGGGCGCUGCUGCUGUCGGCCUACAUCAAGUUCAUCAACUUGUUUCCCGAAGUGAAGACCACGAUCCAGGAGGUCCUGCGCUCCGACAGCCAGCUCCGCAACGCCGACGUGGAGCUCCAGCAGAGAGCCAUCGAGUACCUGAAGCUCAGCUGCAUCGCCAGCACCGACAUACUGGCCACGGUCUUAGAAGAGAUGCCCCCAUUCCCAGAGAGAGAGUCGUCGAUCCUGGCGAAGCUGAAGAGGAAGAAGGGCCCGGGCAUCCUGCCCGACAUCGACGACGCCCAGUGGAACGGCAACGUUGAGCACAGCGAGAGCGCUGAAGGCACGAACAAGUCUUCUCCUUCCCUGAUGGCAGACCUUCUCCCCACCAACAGACCCCGCCCUGCCUCCUCUAGUCCCACCAUGCUUUCUGCUGGGACCAUGGGUUCCGCCCACCCCUUCACAGACCUGCUCAAUCUGAACUCCGCCCCUUCAGCAGGAGCCAGUCUGCUGGUUGACGUCUUGUCCGACGGCUUCAGCCCCGCAUCCCCAGACGUGUCUGAGGAAAACUUCUCCAGGUUUGUUUGUAAGAACAACGGCAUUAUCUUUGAGAACCAGCUGUUGCAGAUUGGGCUGAAGUCUGAGUACAGGCAGAACCUGGGUCGCAUCUACGUGUUCUUCGGCAACAAGACCUCCACCCAGUUCCUCAGCUUCUCCUCAUCGGUCACCAGUAGUGACGCUCUCAAGACUCAGCUGAAUAUCCAAGCCAAGCCGGUCGACCCCACGGUAGAAGGCGGGGCUCAGCUGCAGCAGAUCGUCAACAUCGAGUGUGUGUCGGACUUCACAGAUGCACCGGUGCUCGACAUCCAGUUCAGAUACGGUGGAGCUCUUCAGAACAUUGCCGUGAAACUCCCUGUGAUGCUCAACAAGUUUUUCCAGCCCACAGAGAUGACAUCCCAAGACUUCUUCCAGCGCUGGAAACAGCUCGGAGUUCCUCAGCAAGAGGUUCAGACAAUCUUCAAAGCCAAGAACCCGAUGGACACAGAUGUGACCAACGCCAAGAUCUUAGGUUUUGGUGUGGCUCUGCUGGACGGGGUGGAUCCCAAUCCCACUAACUUUGUCGGAUCCGGAGUCAUUCACACUAAGGGCACUCAGGUGGGCUGCCUCCUCAGACUGGAGCCCAACGCACAAGCAGAGAUGUACCGUCUCACCCUCCGGACCAGCAAGGAGUCCGUGUCUCAGCGGCUGUGUGACCUCCUCUCUGACCAGUUUUAGACUCGACACGGCGCCAGUAGUUCUACACCUUUCACUCUCCGAGUCUCUCUUUAGAUAGAAUUGAUGUAUUGUACAGUGUAAAUUCUUUUCCUUUUUUUUAUUUUAUUUGACUAAAUCCACAUGUAAAUGAAGUGAAAUGUAUUUUCCGCACAUAUCUUUACUAAUAUAUCACUGCUCUAAACCUGCCUUGUGUAAACACACUGAGCACCUUAGCCGAGAUGCUGCGGACGGUAAAAAAAAAAAGAAAUGCUCUGAAAGCUUUCCGGCCGCUCCAGUUCCUGGAAUCGUGUGUUUAUUGCUCGGAUACUGCCUUUCUCGUUCCGACGUUUUGAGGAGUUUGUUUGGAAGCAUUAUUACGUUAGUUGAACGUCUCAGUGGCUUUGUGAUCUCAGUUGGCUUUUCUAUGACACUUUUGUGUUCAACAAAAACAACUAAGAAGGAGAUGCACAACUUCUUGACCUUUUUGCACUUGAUAGUAAAAAAAGAAAGAAAAUGAAUAAAUAGCACAUGAUUAGAGCUACAGAAGCCCUGAGGGGGACAGAAAAUGGAGCUAGAACAACAAAUAAAUAAUUUGAUCAAUUUUCUAAGUCUGAUCUAAAUAGUUUUCUCUACUUUGCUUGAAUAAAUAGUUUUCCAAGAUGAUCUCUAAAUUCCUUCAUUAUUCUUAAGAAUGAAAUAUAACUUAAUUCCCUCCCGGGGCUUCCGUACAAAUCAAUUUAGACGAGAGCAUCUUUAAGUCUCAAUGAUUUCACUAAUUUUACACCUCGCUCAUCUCAGGAGAAAACCCUACGCUUUGCAUUGUGGUAAUUAUAUAUGUUUUUGUGCAAAAAGAAAUGGGGCUCCAACAAUUUUUGGUGAUUUUUGAGCGACACCGCUCAAAGCUUCUGCACAGAAUUCAGGCACUGCGAUAAAACGGGCCACGAAGAUCAAUAUAGUACACGAGGUCAUAAACGGAUAUAGAUCUGUGGCCGUAGUCCGAUGGCCCCUCCCCCUCCCGCUAGCGGCGCUUUCUAUUUGUCCGACGGGAGCAACCGGACCGCUCUCCAGGGCUCAGUGUGGAGGUCCAGAACAUCUACCGGGCUCCACACAGUUGUGCCGCUGGACUUCUGUUACUGUCAUCAACAGAACGAAACCUUCAAAUAGUAAUGAGUCAUAUUUCAUUUAUAUACAUAUAUAAAUAUAUAUACUUUUACCUAAAUUCAUUUAUUCACAGAACGCUGACAAACUGGUGAUAUUUCUACAUUUCAAUAACGUAUGGUGUAUUUUCUGUUUUAUAAAAUGUCCUCUUCUCAAAAUCCUUGAUUGCGUAUUUGAUGCUCUGCGUGGUGACCGCCUCUGACCCGAGGCAAACACAAAAUUGUCCCGCCGCCGCCGGUUUGGUUCUGAGACGGCAGGAAGUCACAAAGCCCUUAAAAUGUCAACUUGUCACCUUUACGCUGCUUUUCUUGGUACAUAUUAAACAAACAAAGACAUAAAAAAGAUGGAUGUAAAAAACAAAACAAAUUGGAUCGAGGUACACGUGCUUAUGAUAAAAUAAUCAUCGAGGAAGUCUUGAGCUAAUCUGUUUACUUCAAGUCCAACUAUGUCCCGCUGUGUUGCAAUGGCUCAUUGUUUGUACGUACUUCAGGUGAAACGUCUUGAUAAAUGCAACAAAGUUUAGCUGUAAAUGACCCCGUGAUGCGAAGCACUGAUGAACUUUCCAGCCUGUUGUGGAUCCAGCACCAUGGGAAGUGUUCCGUGUCCCAGCGGUUCCUCGUGGGCACAAACCAAACCCAACGCUGAGCUUUGAUGAGCUCGGUCGCUGGAAACACGACGUUUGAUAACCUGGGACUUGAUAUCAUCGCUCUUUAGUUUUCGUCCAGUAAACUCCUUUUCUGGUUCGGUGCACAGUGUGACACCGGGGGCCCAGUGGGGCCACUCGUCAUCCUCACGGUCUCUGCUGUGAAAAACUACUUUGAUAGUUCACCGAAGAGCUCCACUGGCCUCCGACACAACGCAGCGUUCCAGUGGAGCGCAAGACGACGCUGAACUACACUUCAGAUAUUUGGGCCCCAAACCACGACAUUAGGGGCCUCUUUUGGGUCCUUGGUACUACAUCCAGCACACGUGGUGCUGACUAUCGGUUGCUGUGCUGCUUUACUACUUUACAAAUUGUCUGUGCUGAUCUGUUUGGUUUUGUGCCUUCUAACAUGUGUUUCGGUCUCUGUGCCAGGCGGCUGGAUAUCUUGUUGCUAUUUCAAUGUAAUGUCACUUCAACAUCUAAAUGAUGGCCUUUUGUAAACAAAUUAAAAUAUAUACUUCUUUCUUUUUAA
Messenger RNA from Pseudoliparis swirei, 5319 nucleotides. RefSeq names its product AP-2 complex subunit alpha-2-like. NCBI's taxonomy places the organism in Eukaryota, Metazoa, Chordata, Actinopteri, Perciformes, Liparidae. Gene Ontology annotation, molecular function: clathrin-cargo adaptor activity. The record is from RefSeq and is a predicted model, not a curated record. The transcript has 23 exons. Bases 143 to 3007 code for a protein of 954 amino acids. Gene Ontology annotation, biological process: clathrin-dependent endocytosis; intracellular protein transport. Gene Ontology annotation, cellular component: AP-2 adaptor complex; membrane coat.